UGCCUCCUUUCAACUAAAACAAAACCCUAGCUUCUUCUUCUCUCAAAGCUUCUCUCUCAAAACUCGGAGGCGCCAAGAUGACGGUUGAAGCAGUGAACCCUAAGGCGUACCCUUUAGCCGAUUCUCAGCUAGCGAUAACCAUCCUCGAUCUUGUCCAGCAAGCUACGAACUACAAACAGCUCAAGAAAGGAGCUAAUGAAGCUACCAAGACUUUGAACCGUGGGAUCUCUGAGUUCGUGGUCAUGGCUGCCGAUGCUGAGCCUCUCGAGAUUCUUCUCCAUCUCCCUCUUCUCGCCGAAGACAAGAAUGUGCCGUAUGUGUUUGUGCCAUCGAAACAAGCUCUUGGAAGAGCGUGUGGUGUUACAAGGCCCGUGAUUGCUUGUUCGGUUACAUCAAACGACGCUAGCCAGUUGAAAUCUCAGAUUCAGCAGCUUAAGGAUGCUAUCGAGAAGCUUCUCAUCUAGGUUUUUGUGUGGGGAUAUGAAUGAAUGAAUAGUCUACUCCAUUUAAUGGAGAAGGCUUUGAAGUUUAGCUAAUGAAGAAACGAUGAUUCUACUAUGAGUUUUUGAAGUUUGUAAUGUUUUUUUUUAAAUUUCAGAUUGUGUUACUGCCUAAUGCUUCUUUGAACAAGAACAAUAAUUUAUAAUUCCAGUUUCGUUUUAUUUUUCAUUAAAAUAA
Molecule: messenger RNA, 678 nt
Organism: Raphanus sativus (radish)
Lineage: Eukaryota; Viridiplantae; Streptophyta; Magnoliopsida; Brassicales; Brassicaceae
Exons: 2
Coding region: 78-464 (128 amino acids)
Biological process (GO): maturation of SSU-rRNA; mRNA splicing, via spliceosome; ribosome biogenesis
Cellular component (GO): box C/D methylation guide snoRNP complex; U4/U6 x U5 tri-snRNP complex; precatalytic spliceosome
Molecular function (GO): RNA binding
Source: RefSeq, a predicted model, not a curated record